AUGCGCAACCUCCAGGCAAACGUCGACCUCACCGACGCGUCCCCCGUCGACUUCCCGCGCGGCGCCCUCUCCCGCCUCCAGUGGGUCGACACCGACUUCCACGGCUACGAAGAGUGGCACGAGUCCGUCCUCCAGCCCAUGCACUUUCUCCGCCGCAUCCGCUUCGGCGCACCCAAGCUCGUCCGCGGCGACAACCACGGCCACGGCAGCUUUGACCUCCUCAACGACACCACCACCCAGGUCGUCACCGUCGACCGCUUCGCAAGGCAGGCCUUUGGCGACACCGGCCGCGCCAUCAUCCGCCGCAUGGCCGCCACCGCCCUCCCCGACCACCGCUUCCUCAGCUCCACCUACAUGGUGCACUGCAGCUCGUCGCGCCACGUCGCAAGGUCCCUAAAGGCCCGCAUGCGCCUCUACAGCGUCGCACUGCCCAACCUCCAGCUCUACGAGAUCCACCUGACCGACGCCAGCUCCAAAAACGGAGGCCGCACCUACCCGCGCACCUUUUGGCGGCGCGUGCGCGAAAAGAUCCUCGACAUCACCUACCCCAUCCACUUUGCCAUCGCCGUCUACCACGUGCGAGGAGAGGAGCUCGCAGAUUGCCCCAACUGGGACGUGGGCGACUACCGCGAGCGCGCGUCGGACAUCAGCGACGACGGCCAGGAGGACGAGGGAGGCGAGGAGGGCGAUGGGAGAGGGCGUCGGCCGAGGCGCAACGAACACGACUACGAAGACACGCCGCCCGCCUCGCCUGCGUCCGCGCCGCCCGCCCUGUCCAACUACGUGCCCACCCGCAGCGGCGAAGGGCUCGAUGCGCGCGCCACCAAGCGAUCCCGACGCAGCCUAGCCGCAUCGUCAUCAGCCAGCGCAUCCGCAAGCGCAUCGGCAGCACCUUCAUCGUCUUCGUCGUCGUCGGCCGCGCCGCAGCAGCACUGGGAACCGCCCAUGAUCCUGCCGCCGUUUUCGCGCGAGUGGCAGCCCAUCACGCUCGAGGGCGGGCUCAAGUCGCUCCCCUUCCUGCCGCCCAAGGAGCCGCACCCGUACACCCUCUUUGUCGACCAGGCGCGCUCCGCAUCGGUCCCGGCUGUCCAGGGUCCGAGCCGGAUCAGGACCUACGAGAGAGGCACCGUCGAGUGGCUCCGUCUCGUCGCGCGUAACCUCGAACAUGGGCGGCAGGACCUCCGUCUGUGA
This is a messenger RNA of Pseudozyma flocculosa PF-1, 1191 nucleotides long. RefSeq lists its product as uncharacterized. The transcript has a single exon. The record is from RefSeq and is a predicted model, not a curated record. Lineage: Eukaryota; Fungi; Basidiomycota; Ustilaginomycetes; Ustilaginales; Ustilaginaceae. The coding region runs from base 1 to 1191 and encodes 396 amino acids.